GGAAAGAGGUGCAGUGUUCACGCUUGGUAGCUGGUGUAUCGGACUCGGGCACCUCCGGCUGGCUUUGUGUCCCCGAGACUCAUCAGAAAAGCCUUUCCAGCCCUCGGACUCCAGAGAGAGACUUUUUGUGACCACCGACCUUGAACCCUGCAGAGGCUGAGCGAUGGCGUCCAUGGGACUUCAGGUGCUGGGAAUCUUCUUGGCAGUCCUGGGCUGGUUGGGAGUCAUCCUGAGUUGUGCGCUCCCCAUGUGGCGGGUGACCGCCUUCAUCGGCAGCAACAUCGUCACGGCCCAGACCAGCUGGGAGGGCCUGUGGAUGAACUGCGUGGUGCAGAGCACCGGCCAGAUGCAGUGCAAGGUGUACGACUCGAUGCUAGCCCUGCCUCAGGACCUGCAGGCCGCCCGAGCCCUUAUGGUCAUCAGCAUCAUCGUGGGCGCUCUCGGGAUGCUUCUCUCAGUGGUAGGGGGCAAGUGCACCAACUGCAUGGAGGACGAGACCGUCAAGGCCAAGGUCAUGAUCACAGCCGGGGCCGUGUUCAUCGUGGCAAGCUUGCUGAUUAUGGUGCCUGUGUCCUGGACCGCUCACAACGUCAUCCGCGACUUCUACAACCCUCUGGUGGCUUCCGGACAGAAAAGGGAGAUGGGGGCCUCGCUUUACAUCGGCUGGGCGGCCUCUGGGCUGCUGGCUCUGGGAGGAGGUCUCCUCUGUUGCAGUUGCCCACCUCGCAGCAACGACAAGCCCUACUCGGCCAAGUACUCCGCCGCCCGCUCUGUCCCCGCCAGCAACUACGUGUAAGGUGUGCCGCUUUGUGUCCACACCGCCUUUGAUAGCUUUCUUGGAUUGAGCUAAUAACAGCUUGUGGCCCCUCACAUUCUCCAGGACUCGCCCUGCUCUGGGCCACGGACUGUUUGCUGGGUACGGGCAAACCCGGACUGUGCCAAGUUACUACUAGCCCGUAGCCCUUGGGGACCCACCUGCCCCACUCGGACACAUCUCAAGGUUCCUUACUCCCGCAAGGAUGGAUGGAAAAAAUAGUCCCUUGCUGCCUAUAUCCAAAUUGCUCGUGGAAUCGGGGCUGAUGGCAGAGGCAGCUGGGUACAGCAGUGGAGGGGGGGAGCUGGGUCCUGCUGGCCGGGAUAGCUCAGCUGUGACUUUGGACUUGGAGUGGGUGUCCUGCUCGUGUUAGCAGGACCACGUCCACUGUCCUUUCUCUAUCCCCCACUCUCAGCCUACACGUCGCUGCAGCGCCAGUCUUGCCAUGACGCCCGGCGUUUCCGAGCACACCUGGUCUCUCCUGGAGUCUUGGUGUGCCAAAUGACUGACUGAAGGGCCACUGAGAGCCGGUGGGUUCCGCCAUGGAAUCCUCCCAGUGAUUAGCAAUGACUGGGGCCUUACCCACCCACCUACCCUGGUAAUGAAGUUCUGUGGAGUGGAUGGACGGGUUUGAAGGAAGGGCGGAGGUGGAUUAAACUGGUUUGGGGAGGGCUGGGCCUGGGGACCUAGAAGCAGCCCAGGGUGUCCCCACCCCUUUCCCCUACUGUCUUGCUAAAUGCUCUCUGAUCUAUGUGCUCCCACUCCCUCCUCAGAAGGACCCUGUGUCUCUUGAGUGGGCCCCUCUGAAUUCCCUCCCCUUUGUCCAUUUCAAGGACGCCGGCCAGUCUGCUGAAGGUACAGGGGUGACGAUGGCCUUGCACCAGGGAGCCUCCUGGACUCCCCUGCCUUCUCUGUGGUUUCUUGUUUUGUAAUUUAAGGUCUGUUCACAGCUGUAAUUAUUAUUUUCUACAAUAAAUGGCACCUGCAUAC
Molecule: messenger RNA, 1804 nt
Organism: Arvicanthis niloticus (Nile rat)
Lineage: Eukaryota; Metazoa; Chordata; Mammalia; Rodentia; Muridae
Source: RefSeq, a predicted model, not a curated record